CAGACUGACAACUCAUGGGGCCCCCAGGCAAUAGGGGAUCAUGGGGCCCCUGUGUCCUUGCCCAAACUCAAAAAAGCCUAUGAAAAAGGUACCAGGGGCAUCUCAUGGGGCCCCCUACUGACCCCGGGCCCUUGGGCAGUGCCCGAGUUUCCAAAUGGUCAGUCCGCCCCUGGGCGGAGGUUCACCUUCCAGCAUGACAAGGACCCUAAACAUCCAUCCAGAGCUAUAAUGGAAUAAUUUACAUCAAAGCAUAUUCAUGUGUUAUGCAGGCCAUACAUGGGUCGAAUUCU
Messenger RNA from Staurois parvus, 290 nucleotides. Lineage: Eukaryota; Metazoa; Chordata; Amphibia; Anura; Ranidae. The record is from the annotation of a GenBank genome assembly.